Acaulospora morrowiae is the source of this 213-nucleotide messenger RNA. The record is from the annotation of a GenBank genome assembly. Lineage: Eukaryota; Fungi; Glomeromycota; Glomeromycetes; Diversisporales; Acaulosporaceae.
AACGACGAAAGAGCCAUGCCCGUGUUGUGGCAUCAAUCAUUCUUGGUAUUUGCGCAAAGAUAUAAGCAGGAUCUUACGCCCGAGCAAAAAGACGCCCUUCUCGGAGUGAUGAAAGCAAAAACGCAUGAACUCAUCACGCCCGAAAUCCGUCGGGAAAUAGUUAAUUCCGUCGCCCGCGGGGAGAUCAUGGACACAGAGAUGAUGGAGCUUUAA